Molecule: messenger RNA, 2644 nt
Organism: Ilyonectria robusta
Lineage: Eukaryota; Fungi; Ascomycota; Sordariomycetes; Hypocreales; Nectriaceae
Product: Dimethylglycine oxidase
Exons: 1
Coding region: 98-2605 (835 amino acids)
Cellular component (GO): mitochondrion
Molecular function (GO): oxidoreductase activity; protein binding
Source: RefSeq, a predicted model, not a curated record
AUUCAUCUCAUCUUUCCGCUGUUGAGCGUUUGAACCAGGCGGCUCUCGUAAACCCGAGUCCAUCUUUCGUGACCCAAAACCACCACAGCCUCUCGACAUGGCGCUCUCACAACGCGUCGUCAUCAUCGGCGCCGGCAUCGUCGGCACCAAUCUCGCCGACGAGCUGGUCUCGCGCGGAUGGACCGACAUCACCGUCGUCGACCAAGGACCCCUGGACAUGCCAGGCGGGUCCACGUCGCACGCCCCCGGCCUGGUGUUCCAGACCAACUCCUCCAAGACGCUGGCCCUGCUGGCCAAGUACACCAUGAACAAGCUCAAGUCGCUGGAGAAGGACGGCCAGAGCUGCUUCAACCAGGUGGGCGGCCUGGAAAUCGCCACCACCCCCGCGAGGCUCGAGGAGCUCAAGCGGAAACACGGCUACGCCUCGUCCUGGGGCAUCGAGGCGCACCUGGUUAGCGCAGACAGGUGCAUCGAGAUCUAUCCCCACCUGAACAGGGAUCUCGUUCUCGGAGGCCUGCACACUCCGACUGACGGCUUGGCGCUGGCCGCCCGCGCUGUUCAGUUGCUCAUGGAGCGUACGCGCGAGGCCGGCGUUCGUUAUAUCGGAUCCAACCCCGUCACCGGUAUUGAGCAGGCGGAUGGCCGAGUCACUGGCGUGAUAACACAGAAUGGCACUAUCCCCGCUGAUAUUGUCGUCUCCUGCGCCGGCUUCUGGGGCGUCGAGGUGGGAGCCAUGGUCGGCUUGAGCGUCCCCUUGCUACCCAUGGGACACCAAUAUGUCAAGACCACCGCUGUCCCAGCCUCUAAGGGCCGGAACGAGUUGCCAAACGGAGCGAGACUACCCAUUCUCCGCCACCAGGACCAAGAUCUUUAUUAUCGCGAACACGGUGAGCAGUACGGCAUUGGCUUCUACAACCACCGUCCCAUGCCCGUCGUGGCCGCCUCACUGGGCGUAACUCCUAAACACGUCAACGACCAGAACAUGCCGUCGCGCCUCGAGUUCACUCCCGAAGACUUUGCGCCGGCUUGGAAGCUGUCCCAGGAGAUGCUCCCUGCCCUGAAGGAGUGCGAGAUUGCUGACGGAUUCAACGGCAUCAUGUCCUUUACCCCCGAUGGCGGACCCCUUGUUGGACUGGCGCCGACUUUGGACAACUUCUACGUAGCAGAGGCCGUGUGGGUGACACAAUCUGCCGGUGUGGCACGCGCCGUGGCUGAAGUCUUGACCGUGGGCAAGUCUACCAUUGAUCUCGCCGAGUGCGAGCUGUCACGCUUUGAUCAGGUCCAGCUCACCCCUUCAUACGUCAAGGAGACGUCGUCACACAACUUUGUCGAGGUCUACGACAUCCUGCACCCCUUCCAGCCGCGAGAGUCACCCCGCAACCUCCGCGUCAGCCCGUUCAAUGGCCGUCAGCGUGAGCUUGGCGCCUACUUCCUGGAGACGGGCGGCUGGGAGCGCCCAGAGUGGUAUGAGGCGAACGCAGAGCUGCUCAAGCAGUUGCCGGCCAAGUGGCAGCCUGUGGAGCGCGAUUCUUGGUCUGCUCAGUUCUACUCGCCCAUCGCUGCGGCAGAGGCAUGGAAGACGCGAACCGCCGCGGCCAUGUACGAUAUGACUGCACAGCGACGGAUCGAGGUGUCCGGCCCCGGUGCAGUUGACCUGUUGCAGCGUCUGACCACAGGCAAUGUCACAAGGAAGCCAGGAGCUGUCACGUAUACGCUGCUUCUCAACGACCACGGACAUCUCCGAAGCGACAUCACCGUGGCCAGACUCACCGACGACGUCUUCCUGGUGGGCGCGAACAGCAACACCGACGUGGCCUACCUCACCCACGAAGCCCGCAAGCAAAAGAAGAUCACCCCUGGGCGAUCCGUGCAGGUGCGCGACGUGACUGGCGGAACUUGCUGCAUCGGACUCUGGGGUCCUCGUUCUCGGGACGUCAUGGCUGCAGUCAGUACCGAUGACUUUACCAACAAGGGACUGCCUUAUCUUUGCGUCAAGAGAGCAAUCAUUGCCGGCAUCCCAGUUACGGCGAUCCGGCGGUCAUCCGUUGGUGAGCUUGGUUGGGAGAUUUAUGCCAGCGCUGAGAAUGGUCUCCGUCUAUGGGAUGCCCUCUGGACUGCCGGCCAGCCCCAUGGGUUGAUUGCAGCCGGCCGAGCCGCCUUCUACGCCUUGCGACUGGAGAACGGAAUCCGACUCUGGGGAACUGACAUGACCACCGAGCACGACCCGUACGAAGUUGGCCUCGAGUUCGCCAUCCAGGCGGGCAAGGAGGGAUACGUCGGCCACGCUGCAAUCCAAGGGCGCUCGAGGAAGUCAGCUACCCGACGGCUACGCACACUCACCGUCGACGACGGCCGCUCGAUGGUGCUCGGCAAGGAGCCGGUGCUCAUUAAUGGCCGACCCGUGGGCUAUGUCACCACUGCUGCGUUUGGAUACACGCUUGGGAAGCCCCUUGCAUUUGCUCACCUGCCCAACACGGUGGCUGAGGGAGAAAGUGUGGAGAUUCAGUACUUUGGGCGACUGAUUAAGGCGACUGUUGCGGCUGACCAGCAAUAUGACUCGCAGAUGAGCCACGUGGAGGUAUUUAGAAGGGAGCACAGGCUGUAAUGGGAAGGGGUGUUUAUGAAAUUAACGAAUGCAUGUAUG